UUCUUAUCACUAUCUGUUGCUAUUCCAAAGAAGAAAAUAUGGGUUUGAAAGGCAAGUUGGUUGUUUCAAUGGAGGUGAAAUGUGGAGGACACUUGUUUCAUGACCUUUAUCAAACUAAACCUCAUCAUGUAUCCAACAUAAGCCCCAAUUAUGUCACAGGUUUUGAUCUUCAUGAAGGUGGGAUUGGAGAAGUUGGUUCUGUAGUUACCUGGAAAUAUAAGGAGGAUGGAAAUGCAAAGAUUGCUAAGUGUGUCAUUGAGGCCAUUGAUGAUGAAAAGAAAUCAAACACAUGGAAAGUGAUAGGAGGAGAUCUCCUGGAAGCGUAUAACGAUUUCAUUGUUAACAUAUCCUGCGAUCAGCACUGGAUUACAUGGACACUUGAGUAUGAGAAGAAGACCGAAGACACUUCAGAACCUAUAACUUUCUUGGGAUUUUUCACUUAUUUGUCCAAAGAUAUUGAGGCGCACCAUGUCGAAAAAUAGAAGAACUCAUGCUAUUUGAUAUAUCUGAUCAUAUAUAAUAUAUGUGUGUGUUUGUGUCAUGACCAUUGGACAAUAUUGGCUAUUACUUGGAUGUGAAAUAAAUAAUAAUGUCGUGUUAAAAAAUAAUUAUGUCCAAAUGCCAAUAUAUAAAUAUGAUGUUAAUUGGGUUGUAUAUGAGUGUUGGACAAUAUUGGCGAGCCCUAGAAUGUGGAAUAAAUAAUAUUGUUGUGUUGAAAAAUAUAUUGAUCUGCUUGUUUUUUGUGGAUGUA
Molecule: messenger RNA, 751 nt
Organism: Nicotiana tabacum (common tobacco)
Lineage: Eukaryota; Viridiplantae; Streptophyta; Magnoliopsida; Solanales; Solanaceae
Product: kirola-like
Biological process (GO): defense response
Source: RefSeq, a predicted model, not a curated record